Molecule: messenger RNA, 646 nt
Organism: Melampsora larici-populina 98AG31
Lineage: Eukaryota; Fungi; Basidiomycota; Pucciniomycetes; Pucciniales; Melampsoraceae
Exons: 4
Coding region: 40-303 (87 amino acids)
Biological process (GO): GPI anchor biosynthetic process
Cellular component (GO): endoplasmic reticulum membrane; dolichol-phosphate-mannose synthase complex
Molecular function (GO): enzyme regulator activity
Source: RefSeq, a predicted model, not a curated record
GAUCGAUUGACGAGAAUUAGAUUGGAUCCCUUCAUUAUCAUGGGUAAUUCGGAUCGCCUCUUAGGAGGCUUAAUGCUCUUCGCUUCCGCUAGCAUCUUCACUUAUUAUACCCUUUGGACUUUAGCAACACCUUUCUUUGAACCUGAUUCAGCUAUUCAAAAAUACUUUCCUGAUCGAGAAUGGGCCGUAAGGAUUCCGGCUGUGGCUUUGUUAUUCUUUAUGGCUGUUAUUGCAGGUUUGGUAUCUCUUGUUUUGAUCAAACAAGCUCGAAAAGAACAGCAAAAGGAUUCGAAAAGAACCUAGACAUGCUCCAAAUUUUCAGCAAGACCUAACAUUAGAGAUCAGCCAGGCACGCAUGUACACAUAUAUGUACGAAUAGAAAAUUCAUUAGGAAGACAUCAUGAUCCGAGCACAAUCGAAGUGAAAAGAAUAAACAAAGACAAUUUCAGCCAGAAAAAGUUUUCCAGCUUCAAUACUGUGAUCUGACACGCGUUUAUCGCUCGCAAAAUAGUCAAAUAGGCUUCCAUCCUGAAUGUUAGACACUUAAUCUUACAAAAGAAGACUACUAUUGACCUCAGUGGUAAAAUUAUCCCGAAGAAAGAAUAGCUAGUUCUGGUGUUAAAAACACAUCAUUGUUAAACAUGAG